Molecule: messenger RNA, 2600 nt
Organism: Eriocheir sinensis (Chinese mitten crab)
Lineage: Eukaryota; Metazoa; Arthropoda; Malacostraca; Decapoda; Varunidae
Product: solute carrier family 25 member 35-like
Exons: 8
Coding region: 285-1208 (307 amino acids)
Source: RefSeq, a predicted model, not a curated record
GUACCGUCCUGACCCGCGGGACGUCUGCCUCGCCCCUUGGCCUCGCUCUACGGUUUGCGGCACCACUAAACAAAUACUCUGAGAAGACCAUAAAACGUUUAGUAAUUCCUUAGACUCUCCCUUGCUUUACGUAGUGGCGUAAGGGCCCGCACCCAAGAAAAGCCCGGUAGUAACGAUGACUAGAGCAACGUCCUUGAUGAGUGACACCUGACGUCUGCUAGGGAGGCUUCAGCAGGUAAUAACAGGCAAGCUGGGGACGCUGGCCAAAGUAGCUGAAGGGCAUCAUGGAGUUUGUCAUUGGAGCUACGGCAGCUUGUGGGGCAUGCCUCAUAUCCAACCCGAUGGAUCUCCUCAAAACACGCAUGCAGCUGCAGGGGGAGCUGAGGGCAAAAGGUCACUACACUGUGGUUUACAAGAACAUCAUUCAUGCUGCAUAUGCUGUUGCCAAAGCUGAUGGUAUUCUGGGACUCCAGAAAGGGUUAGCUCCAGCCAUGUGUUACCAAGUGGUGAUGAAUGGAGUGAGGUUUGGACUUUAUCGCAAAGUCCUUGAUUCAGGGAUAAUAUCCCGCGCUGAUGGGAGUGUGUCCACUAUUGGCUGUGUAUUGGCAGGAGCAGGUGUUGGGGUCAUUGGUGGCUUUCUUGGCAGUCCCCUAUACCUGGUAAAGAUUCACUUACAGUCUCAAGCAGCAGAGUCUAUUGCAGUCGGGCAUCAGCAUAAACAUCAAGGAUUCCUUUCUGCCAUGUCCAGCAUCAACAGCAAGGAGGGCAUCAGGGGCCUUUGGCGAGGAUCCGCCUCUUCCAUUCCCCGGGUUGGCAUUGGGUCUGCCUCCCAGCUCUUCACAUACUCCAAGAGCAAAGACUGGCUAGACCACUAUGGAUUGUAUCCACGAGACAGCUGGCAGAGCACAUUCCUGGGGGCCAUGACAAGUGGACUGGUGAUUGCUACAUGCAUGAGCCCCUUUGAUGUUGUGUCAACAAGAAUAUAUAAUCAAGGGCUUGACAGUAAGGGGCGUGGCAUGCUGUACAGUGGAAUAGUGGACUGUAUCAUCAAGAUCAGCCACAGUGAAGGCCUCCAAGGUUUUUACAAAGGCUGGUCUGGUAUCUACUUAAGGAUUGGUCCACACAGUUUCUUAAAUCUAAUACUCUGGGAUUUCUUAACUAUACUUCACAAAAAGUACAGGAAUAAACAUGAAGAAGGGAGGAGCUGAUGAGAAGCAAACACGUCAUAAACAGAGGAAAAUGAAGACCAACUAAUGGGAAAAACUUGUGGAAAUAAUUAGUGUCAUCAAAGUUGCUUCAAAGUGCCAAGGUAUUCCUGAUGAACUACGAAUAGUUUCAUCAUCGGGGUCCUAUGGCAAUCCACCACCACUGUCACUCUUCCUUCAGUAGCUGAUGGCAACGUGUAAUCAAGAGUAUUCAGCAUGGAGUAAAAUUUGCACAAAAACACUGCUUGGUAGUGGUAACAGGAAAAGAAACAAUUUAAACUUUAGUCAAACAAGAUAACCAACAGCUGAGCAUCAGAUUGCAGUGACUGAGUCUGGUGAAAGUUUACCGUGUUAGUGUUAUCUGGUCCAUUUAUUUCCUACCUUAUUUGAACGUCAAUCAGUUCUUGUCCAUCUCUUUGAACCAGAAUUUAUUUAAUACCCCUUGCUGCAGGCCUGACAUCAAUUUCAGUACAAGUAUCUUAUUACAUCCCCUUUUUUAAUCCUUUCGGCCCAUGUAAAUGCAUCAGCUAGACCACAAUGCAGUUUAUGCCUUUCCAAAGAGUGCAAUUUAAGUUUCUUCAAUGUUUCUCUGUAUGAUAAGUUUGCAAGCCCUCGGACCAUUUUUUGUAAUUAUUCUGCACAGAUUCAAGGACUUUACAUCCUGUUUGUAAUACAUAGGCCAAAACUGGACAGCAUAAUAUAUGUGAGAGCUAACCAAUGUCAAGUAAUAAUAUUUCAAAGAUUACCUUCAGCACACUUCUAAAAAUAGAGCAGUUUAUUAUUUUUUUUUUUCUGUGUGGUUUGUUUUGCUUGAUGUAGAGUUUUUCCAUUAAUUAUUACCAGAGUCCUAGACCCAACCAGACCCCCAUGGUCCCUUCUUCCAUUUAGGUUACCACACCUCAGCUCACACAGAUGUUAGUGGUGCCACUGACAGUAUUUCUGACUUUAUUGAUUUCCUACACAUUCCCACAGUCUCAGACUAGGAGUACAUGCUAUAAUUAUCAUAACUAGUGUUUGCAACAUUAACCAAACAUUCCUACUGUUUCAGAUCAGAAGAAUGUGCUAAUAUUUUUUCAUGAAUUAACUACUCACAGUAUUAUAUAAAUAUUUAAUGCAUAUAACUAACAUUACUGUAUAUAUUUUGUAAAGUAUUCCAAAUGCUUGGCACUUCUGUUUGAAUGCUCAUGAAGUGAAAAUGUUUCAUGGAAAUGGAAGAGACAAUAUGUUGCCAUUACUGAGCUGUAGCAGUAAAGUACUUAGUUAUUUGUUGUAUAUAACAAAUGUAUAUCAGUGCACAUGUAAAGCCUCAUUUUGUAUAUAAUGAAUCUCUGGUUUAAGGUUUCAAGCACAUCUCAAAAUAAUAUAUGAGAUUUAUGCACAAAUAAAUAUAUUCUA